Molecule: messenger RNA, 369 nt
Organism: Microthlaspi erraticum
Lineage: Eukaryota; Viridiplantae; Streptophyta; Magnoliopsida; Brassicales; Brassicaceae
Source: the annotation of a GenBank genome assembly
AUGAGCUUCGAUUUAUAUAUGUUUGCGGGAGGGUACUGGUCAGCAAAAGAUACUUAUCUUGGUGAGGAGCCACAUGGAUGGCAGAAAGAGGCUCUAUUGGAGGCAAAGAGUAUCAUCGAUGAGCAGAAAGAGAAGAUUGGCGCUUUGAACAAUCAAGUACGUACACUUACUUGUGCUCUUAACCGUGAAUCUGGUGAUUCACAGGCUGGAAUAAUGGAGAAAUUUAAGGCUUUAAGUGAAGAAUGCGAAGGUUUGAAGAGAGAAGUUCUGAUCCUAACCGAGAGGAGUAACGUUCUGCGUAAUGUUCUUGUUACUUCAUCAGUUGCAUUUGCUGUCUUCAUUAGAGGAAUAAUGGUAAUGCGCUUCUAA